AUGUUGCCCCCUCCCCACCCGAGGGAAGAUGAAGAUUUGACUCGACAAAGACAUUCUCCAGCGCAUAUCAUCGUUUUUGUGGGUCCAAGUGGCUGCGGAAAGUCAACACUAGCAGAUGAGAUUAUGAAAAGGUGGCCGAACCGGUUCGCCUUUAGUGUCAGUCACACAACUCGCAAGCCGCGUAAGAACGAAGUGAAUGGGAAACACUACCACUUUGUUUCUAAGGAAAAGUUUCUUCAACUGCUUGCCGACGGUUUGUUUGCCGAGCACAGUAAAAGCUUCACAAAAGCGAAGCGAAACACAAGUGACGAUUGCGGGCCGCGGGGUUCUGGCGCUGAGGAGGACGACGAAGACACAGUCUACUACGGGACCUCAAAGAUGGCGCUCCACGAUGUUCUUUCCAACGGACGAAUUGUUCUGAUGGAUACAGACAUCAGUGGGGCUAUUAAGAUAAAGAGAUACUGCGAUGAGAUUAACACACAACUUACGGGCAAGACUGAGCAAUCCGUCGUGCAGUCGAAUGCGGGUGUUAUACGACGGUUGCAGUUGCACCUUAUCUUUGUUAAAUGCCCAAACCUGGAGGUGGGGGAGCAACGGUUGCGCAACCGGGGAACGGAGACUUUGACGUCGCUUCAACGUCGCUUCCUGUCAAAUAGGCAGUGUAUUCAGUGGUACAAUGCACACACCGGUUUCUUUAACCUCACGUUGGUUAAUGAUACACUGGAACGAUGUCUAGAAGAUCUUUUUUCCUACGUGAGUGGAAAGAUACUUUGCUCACCGAGCAGUAAGUUGUGA
Messenger RNA from Trypanosoma brucei brucei TREU927, 795 nucleotides. Its product is annotated as guanylate kinase, putative. Gene Ontology annotation, cellular component: cytosol. The transcript has a single exon. The record is from RefSeq and is a predicted model, not a curated record. Gene Ontology annotation, molecular function: GMP kinase activity. NCBI's taxonomy places the organism in Eukaryota, Euglenozoa, Kinetoplastea, Trypanosomatida, Trypanosomatidae. The coding region runs from base 1 to 795 and encodes 264 amino acids.